UUCUUAAAAUCAGAAUUUCCUAUUAACAACAUUAAUUCUUGUAUUAAAACUAUUCCAAAAUUAUUUAACUCCAACAGUAAUUCUCAGCAUUUUCCCAGUGAAGAACUUAAUUUUACAAUUGCAGAACAUCGAAAAAAGCAUAGAAGAAGAAAUGAAAUUUUAAUUCCAUUUUCUGAAAAUUAUCAAAAAAUACGGGUCAUUUCAUCUAAUAUUAAACAACAUUUAUUAUUUAAAAAUUCACUCCCUCUAGAAAGGAGACAAAAGCCAUUUUGGCGAUAUACAAAAACAAUUAAUUUGGUGCUAUUUUUACAAUUGCUUAUUUUAUUUUUAAUACUAAAGCCUUUAUCAACUUUCUUUCUUUAUUCAACUGCCUCUGAAAUUUCAUUGAAUGAAACAAAUUCUUUUGAAGAUUUUGAAGAAAAUAUUUAUCAAAAUUUUACUGAAAAUAUUUGGAAAUUUCAACAAUUAAAUAAUGAAAAUAAUUAUUAUAAAAGAUUUAAAAGAAAAAAUGAUUGGAAGCAACAAAAAUUAUCAAAACAAUUAUUUACAAAAAUGGGAUUAAUUGAAGAAAAAGGACUACAACUCGAAAUGUGUCAUGUUUGGAAUAAAGGAUCGCCUUCUGAACUUUGUGCAUUGAAUAGAUGGGAAAGAAUUAAACGAAUGGAUGAGUUAUCUCUAUUUACAAUAUGCGCUGAAGGCUUUUCAAAUUUACAAUUGUCUGACAUAUUUCAAUUAAACGUUAUCAACAAUCAUGAAUCAGAAUCUUCACUUAUUUCAUUUGUGGAACGUCAUCUAAAAUUGGGUCAAUUAGGCCAAUCCUGUAUUUUAGGAGAUGCCCAUUCUUCUGAAUGUUUAAUUUGUUUUGAGCGUUUGGGAACUUCUUUAGAAAAAUUAGAAAAAACUUUUUGGUCAUUUUCACAAUUAUUACAACGCUUUGAUUGCCGUCAACAACAAAAAGAUUUGGAAAAAGAAAAUACAAUAAAACAACAACAAAUUUCAACAACAAGACCUUUUUCACCAAAUACAACGUGUGACAAUUGCGCGGUCAUUUUUUAA
This is a messenger RNA of Meloidogyne enterolobii, 1056 nucleotides long. The record is from the annotation of a GenBank genome assembly. Lineage: Eukaryota; Metazoa; Nematoda; Chromadorea; Rhabditida; Meloidogynidae.